AAUCUAUCUACCCUUGUACCCUUUGCACUCUCGCGACCAAUCCCAGACCUCGCCUGGCCAACGAGAUCUUGUUGUUUCUUGUACGCAUGGAGCUUCCCACAACACCUCCUCCUCGCAAACCGGCGGUCCUGCGCACUUACGGGAAGAAGCGGGAAGCUCCGCUCUUUCCCAUCUUGUCACCACCUUCCCUCACCAGGUCGGAUUCGUCACGGUCCAGCGACGACUCUUCGGCACUACCAUCGUCUGACAGCGGAUUAGGGAUCUUUGAAGAUGAUAUCAAGAUUCGAGGAUCUUCGCCCGUAAGCGAGGAUGUGGUCAAGGAGGAGGUCGUCGGGGAAGGGCUGCGAUGGAUCAAGAAGAAAGUCACGACGACGCCCGUGAGAUCGCCGUUCAGCCCGACCACCUCGUCGUCACAGCCGGGAGCUUCCGGUUCGAGCUUGAGAAAGGUCGAGAGGAAAGGUCAAACCUCGAAAGCCUUGACCUCGGUCCAGGUGCCUGGCCAGUCAACGUUACGAGCGUUUUUCACUCCGAAGCCCAAGCCGGAGCCGCUCUUCUCUACUGGACUAUCUUUGCGGGCCGAGGCUCAAGCUUCUGUUUCCUCGUCUGCCAAAGACGACACUCUUCCUCCUCCUGUCUCGCUGAGUCACAAGCCCGGUCCUGGGACAUCGCCGCCCAGCAAGCCCGCGGACCCUAUCAAGAAGCUUCGUCAACUCCACUUCAAACGCCCGUCCUCCUCCUCCAGCUCCUCAUCAUCAUCAUUCACGACCUGCAAGAAAUGUAACAUGUCCUACAUCCGGGGCGAACCUGAUUCGGAGGACGAAACCCUGCAUAGGAAGAAUUGUGAAAGGGUAGUUGAUGGACAGAUCUGGGACGAACGCGAACGAGAUCGGGUUGGGGGAAAGAGCUCGGUUGGGAAACAGGUUGGAGGGGAGAUCGGGUUCGAGAAGAAGGGGCAGCAGGGGAUGGGUGGGGUCAGGACGUAUAAGGGUGUUGGGAGAAUACUUCAGAUCGGAGGAGCGGUAGCUGCCGGUAAUCCAAAGGUGUCUGAUAUCCUCUCUUCGGUCGACACGGUACUAUCAGCCCCUUCCCUCCCUUCCGACAUGUUGAAACAAUGCCAAAUUUUCCUCUUCAUCACAUCAUCACCGACUCCGCCUUCAUCUAGUAAACGCCUGGCGCCAGGGUCGAUCUCGACCCGCAAAGUCAAGGGGAAAGAGAGGGUCGUCGGAUGUGUCGUCGUUCAGCCAAUCAAGUGGGGCAUGAAAAUAGUCAACAACGUAUCGGCUGAGGAGGAUAGGGAGUCGGGUAAUGGCGAAAAUGUGACGGGGAAAAGGAAGCGGGAAGAUCUGAUCGUCGUGGGAAACGAGAUGGACAUGGACUCGGUAGAUGGAGGUGUACUUUGCUAUCCCGAGAGACAUUCCGUCAAACUAGGUGUUCAUCGGAUAUUCACGGUCCCUUCGUAUCGAGGAUGCGGGAUCGUCAAGUUGUUGCUAGACGAAGCGUGUCGAAGCGCGAUCUACGGGUACAAGUGUGAUCCUCUCAAGGGCGACGUUGCCUUUUCUCAACCGACUCAGUCUGGGAAACGGGUGAUGGAUACGUGGGGUCAAGGUCAGAUCUUGGUGUUCAACGAGGACGAACAAGAAGGAGACGAGAGCGAGUGAUGUUCUCCGUAGGUGAUCAGGGUAAACAGAUAGCAUACGGUGUACAAUUCAUGCAGGAGAGGAGGGAGUUUAUUAUGAUUACAGCAGAUGAUGCUCAAAAC
Filobasidium floriforme is the source of this 1759-nucleotide messenger RNA. RefSeq lists its product as uncharacterized. Gene Ontology annotation, biological process: mitotic sister chromatid cohesion. Bases 87 to 1658 code for a protein of 523 amino acids. Gene Ontology annotation, cellular component: chromatin; nucleus. The transcript is spliced from 4 exons. Lineage: Eukaryota; Fungi; Basidiomycota; Tremellomycetes; Filobasidiales; Filobasidiaceae. The record is from RefSeq and is a predicted model, not a curated record. Gene Ontology annotation, molecular function: protein-lysine-acetyltransferase activity.